UCUGCCCAUUGUGCCUGGCGCGCGAGGGGCUAGUGUAUCCAGACCUGGAGAGUCCCAGCGCGAACCGGGAGCAGAACGGAGGUGGAGGAGAUGGCUUCCCAGCCACCUCCUCCCCCGAAACCCUGGGAGACCCGCCGAAUUCCUGGGGCCGGGCCAGGACCAGGACCUGGGCCCACUUUCCAAUCUGCCGAUUUGGGUCCUACUUUAUUGACAAGACCUGGACAACCUACGCUUACCAGAGUGCCCCCACCUAUUCUUCCAAGGCCAUCACAGCAGACAGGAAGCAGCAAUGUGAAUACUUUCAGACCUGCUUACAGUUCAUUUUCUUCAGGAUAUGGUGCCUAUGGAAAUUCAUUUUAUGGAAGCUAUAGCCCUUAUAGUUAUGGAUAUAAUGGGUUGGGCUAUAACCGCCUUCGUGUAGAUGAUCUGCCACCUAGUAGAUUUGUUCAGCAAGCUGAAGAAAGCAGCAGAGGUGCAUUUCAGUCCAUUGAAAGUAUUGUGCAUGCAUUUGCCUCCGUCAGUAUGAUGAUGGAUGCUACCUUUUCAGCUGUGUAUAACAGUUUCAGGGCUGUAUUGGAUGUAGCAAAUCACUUUUCCCGAUUAAAAAUACAUUUCACAAAGGUUUUUUCAGCUUUUGCAUUAGUUAGGACUAUAAGGUAUCUUUACAGACGAUUGCAGUGGAUGAUAGGUUUAAGAAGAGGCUCUGAGAAUGAGGACCUAUGGGCAGAAAGUGAAGGAACUGUGGCUUGCCUUGGUGCUGAGGACAGAGCAGCUAACUCAGCAAAAUCUUGGCCAAUAUUCUUGUUCUUUGCUGUUAUCCUUGGUGGUCCUUACCUCAUCUGGAAACUGCUGUCUACUCAUAAUGAUGAAAUAACAGACAAUACAAACUGGGCAAGUGGUGAGGAUGACCAUGUAGUUGCUAGAGCAGAAUAUGAUUUUGCUGCUGUAUCUGAAGAAGAGAUUUCCUUCCGUGCUGGUGAUAUGCUAAACUUAGCUCUCAAAGAACAGCAACCCAAAGUACGUGGUUGGCUUCUGGCUAGUCUUGAUGGUCAAACAACAGGACUUAUACCUGCUAAUUAUGUCAAAAUUCUUGGUAAAAGAAGAGGUAGAAAAGCAGUGGAAUCCAGCAAAAUUUCCAAGCAGCAACAACCUUUUAACAACAUAACACUAACUAAAGGAGCCACGGCUGCUGAUUCUUUGGAUGAACAGGAAGCUGCCUUUGAAUCUGUUUUUGUUGAAACUAAUAAGGUUCCAGUUGCACUUGAUUCCACUGGGAAAGGUGGAGAUAAACAAGAUCUUUGAUAUCUUUCAUGUUUGCCUGCAGUUGAACUAUACUUUUUAAAAAUUACUUCUUACAAAGAAAUUAAUCUACAAUCCAAUGAACACAUUUGUUAAUGGCUAUUCCAGGUGUUUUGCUGCUAGAAAUUAUUAAAGUUGUACACUAGUGUGUUGGUCUGAUGACCUGGCUACAUUUUAGAAGUUAUUGGACCAUGAGGAUAUUUGUUUCACCUAGAUUUUAAGAUUAUGGAGACUGCUAUCAUUUUCAUCUUAUUUAAAAUCCUAUGUUUUAUUGAAAGUAAGAUUGAUGAACUAUAGAAUACAGUGUUUGCUAUAGUAGGGGUCUUAAAUGCUUUUUAAAGUUAGAACUUAAUUGAUUUGGAAUCCUCAGAAAUUGAGUGAUAUAUAGAUAUGAAAACAGGCAAAAGUCUACUUUUUUUUUUUUACAACUUUAAACUGAAUAAUAAAAUUUUCUGAUCUAUGUUAUAUCCAGUCUUGGGUUUGCUUUAGACAGUAAUAUGUUUUUACCUACCAACAAUUGGUACUGUUACCUUUUAUUGUAUUUUUAAAAAUUUAUCUUGAAAAGGUCACUUGAAGUAUUCUGAAGGAGAUGGUUCUAGAGUGAUAUUUAGCCCUUCUAGUUUUUCCUGCUAGUAAAGAGGCUGAAGUUUAUCUUUCUUACAGAUUAUUUCAGUUUCUUCUGAGAAUCAUAGAACUUUUUAUCCCUUUACAAUAUGACUAGUUUUCAUCCUGGGUAAAUCAGAAUAUGUGAAAGAUUUACUUUCUUUUUCUCCAGCCAAGACUCAAAUCCUUUGAGUUUGCAUAUAACAAUAUAAUCAGUUCUAGCAGUAAUGAUUUAAAAUCUUUUCAUGGAUUUUCUGCUUUUCCGUAGUGUAAUUACUUUUUAAAUUCCAUAGUCAGGCUGUUCUUUAAACCUUGAAAAUGUGUCACAUUGGAUACACAUUUCUUUUAGGUUUAGUUUUUACUACUGAGACUAUAAAUAAAAUGGUGAAUUGCCAUUUAGCAUAUAAUAAUACUAUAUGACUUGUUUUGUGUUUAAUAAUGACUUUAAAUGCAGUUAAAUUUCAGUACACUGAGUAUUUCCCCACAAAAUUGGAAAAUCCGUAUACUUGCUGUGAUCAUACUACAAAAUAAUAUUAGGAAUACAGGUAUACAAGAAUGCAUUUACAGAUACGGUUCAAAAUGUGGAAUUAUUUUAUAAAGAUUUUGAUUAUUUUCAUCUUUUUAUAGACUUUAUGUUAAUCAAAUAAAUAAUUCUAGAACAGUUCACACAAAAACAUAUAAGAACCAAAUACAUACUCAGCAUAGAAUUUUACUGAAGGCUUUUUGAGAACCUCUAGUUUGAAAGGACAGUAGAAGUAACAUAUAAUUUAAAAUAUAAAUAUUGACCCCAUGUACAAAAAAUUAUUUAAUAGUAAAAUUUCUUUAUCUUAGGCCUAUUUUUAACACCCAGAUAUUAUUUAGUCUUCAAAUUGAGAUAAAUUUUCUUGUAUAUUAUUUUACAUUUGUGUUCUACAGUUACAGAUUCUGCUUUUUUUGUUGUUGUUAGAGUAAUUUAUGGAAAUUUUGCCUUUGAAACAAUUUUCAAUAAAAUAGAUUAUUUAAUUUGAUGUUGAGACAUCUAAAUUGAUUGCUAGAAAUGAAGUGAGAGUGAAAUGUUGAGUCAGCACUAUUUGGUUAGAAAAGGUGAAUCUCUAGGAUAGAAUUUUGACUACUAUUAAAGGUGUCUAAGGAGAAGAGUAUAGCACAGAAUGAAAGACAAAAACAAUUUCACUUUUCUUUGUUUGGUUUUCACCUAAGUACACUAAAUUGCAGUAUCGUUAUCUGCAUCUGAUAACUAUUUGUGUCUGAAAAUUCCUUUUCUAUUAGAAUUCUGGAAAAGGAGAAAAGCAGAGAAAUUUUAUAGUCUUUUUUUAUCAUGACAGUUUUAGUAUAAUUUUUUGGAUGAGAUUAAAUGUAAUGUUCACAGCUCUAAUACUGUUUUUAGGAACUCAUUUAAGUACUACUUUACAGAAAUUACUAACUGAAACCAAACCAUUUUCAAUUAAAUAGAACAAUAAAUCACAAGUUACAAUAAGAAAAGUUUCAUGUACAUUUCUUUUCUGAUCGUAUUUUAUCAGUUUAGAAAGGAAAAGGUAACAGGAUUAUAAAUUUUUAUGUUUUAACAUUUAUUUGGAUACUUGAUUCAUUCUGUCAUUAUGUCAUAAUUAUACAUUUACUUGAACAGCUGUCCUUUAUCUUAUGCUUUCUUUAAUGGAAAAGGAACAGAAAUUGUUCUUCAGUUAAAAUUUCAUUUUUAAUAGGUUGUGAAGUUACUUUUACUGGACAAAUAAAAGUAUAUUAAACUUGGUUGACACUU
Lutra lutra (Eurasian river otter) is the source of this 3658-nucleotide messenger RNA. RefSeq names its product peroxisomal biogenesis factor 13 (gene PEX13). Lineage: Eukaryota; Metazoa; Chordata; Mammalia; Carnivora; Mustelidae. Gene Ontology annotation, molecular function: protein binding. Gene Ontology annotation, cellular component: peroxisomal membrane; peroxisomal importomer complex; peroxisome. The coding region runs from base 91 to 1302 and encodes 403 amino acids. Gene Ontology annotation, biological process: protein import into peroxisome matrix, docking. The transcript is spliced from 4 exons. The record is from RefSeq and is a predicted model, not a curated record.